Vigna unguiculata (cowpea) is the source of this 3597-nucleotide messenger RNA. RefSeq lists its product as uncharacterized. Gene Ontology annotation, molecular function: nucleic acid binding; RNA-DNA hybrid ribonuclease activity. The record is from RefSeq and is a predicted model, not a curated record. NCBI's taxonomy places the organism in Eukaryota, Viridiplantae, Streptophyta, Magnoliopsida, Fabales, Fabaceae. Gene Ontology annotation, biological process: DNA integration.
AUGGUCAUAACUGUCGAACUCCAAAGUUUCGCGGUAAAGAAGGUGCUAAUUGACCAAGGGAGUUCGGUAGACAUACUGUAUUGGAAGACCUUCCGAAAGUUGCAGAUACCCAUAGAAGACUUGACACCAUACGAUGACCCCAUAUAUGGGUUCGCCGGCGAAAGAGUUCCGACCAAAGGUUACGUUGACUUGCAUACAACCUUUGGAGAGAAAAAAGGAGUUAGAACCAUACUGAUCCGCUACCUGGUCGUCGAAGCCCACACCUCAUACAAUGUGCUACUAGGGCGCCCCUCCCUGAACGCAAUAGGAGCAAUAGUAUCCACCCCACACCUGGCUAUGAAAUUCCCUUCGCCAUCAGGAGAUAUUCUCACGGUACAUGGCGAUCAAAAGGCAGCCAGAGAAUGCUACAUGGCCAGCCUAAAGUUGCCCCAGCCCCUCCUCACGGCUCAAAACAUAGAAACCACUCCAGAAGGAGCCCUCCUGGUUGGAGACGAACUCGACCCCAGAAUCAAUUCCGAUUCCCGUAUGGAACCAGUAGGAGAAGUAAGACAGUUUCCCCUGACUCGCCCAGACCGUUUCCUCCAGGUCGGCACGUCACACCAAGGUGAACACGCGCAGCAAAUAGAAAAGGUACUCCUCGACAACGCUGACCUAUUCGCAUGGACAACUGCAGACCUCCCCGGGGUCCACCCCAGGAUAGCUUCUCACAAGUUAUCCGUUUUCAAAGAAGCCAAACCCGUCUCCCAGAAAAAACGCAGACUGGGAGAAGAGCGGAGACAGGCCGCCAAGGCAGAAGCAGAGAAGCUAAAACUGGCCGGAUUCGUGGGCGAAGCCCGUUACACAACAUGGUUAGCCAAUGUCAUCCUGGUCAAGAAACCUAACGGGAAGUGGCGAAUGUGCAUAGAUUACACUAACCUCAACAAAGCCUGUCCCAGAGAUGCUUACCCCCUCCCCAGCAUAGAUCGACUCGUGGAUGGAGCAGCAGGGCACGCAGUACUGAGCUUCUUAGACGCAUAUUCCGGGUAUAACCAGAUACCGAUGGCUGAGGAAGACAAAUUAAAGACUGCCUUCAUCAUCGAGGAAGCCAACCUCUUUUACAAAGUUAUGCCCUUUGGCUUAAAGAACGCAGGAGCGACAUAUCAACGUUUAAUGGACAGGGUUUUCGAACCCCUCCUGGGGAAAAGUGUCGAAGUAUAUGUGGAUGACAUAGUGGUAAAAUCCCCCGACCCGGUGCAACAUGCGUCUGACUUGGCGGACGUCUUCAAGGCAAUCCGAGCGUACAACUUAAGGCUGAACCCAGAAAAAUGCACCUUUGGCGUCAACGGCGGCAAGUUCCUAGGUUUCAUGCUCACACAGAGGGGGAUCGAAGCCAACCCGGAAAAGUGUCAAGCAAUCAUCAAUAUGAGAAGCCCGGUCACUGUUAAAGAGGUUCAACGCCUGGUAGGCAGACUAACAGCAAUAUCCCGUUUCCUUCCCAAGCUCGCGGAGAAAACUGGACCAAUGAUCAAGUUACUCAGGAAAUCAACAAAGUUCGCAUGGGAUGACGCGUGCCAGCAAAACUUUGACCAGUUAAAGCAGCUGCUCACCACCCCACCAAUCUUAAGCAAACCCAUUCCUGACGUACCCCUGGUAGUUUAUAUUUCAGCAUCCGACAGCGUCGUCAGCGCAGCGAUUGUCCAGGAAAUCGAUAACAAGCAGCAGCCCAUUUACUUCAUCAGCCGCGUGCUGCAAGACCCAGAGACACGCUAUCAAAUGGUAGAAAGAGUCGCCCUAUCACUUGUCACAACAGCCAGAAGACUUAGACCAUACUUUCAAAGCCACCCGAUAACCGUCAGAACUGACUGCCCAAUCCAAAAGAUCCUACAAAAGCCCGAUUUGGCUGGUCGAUUGUCGGCAUGGUCGAUCGAACUAUCAGAGUUCAGCAUCCGGUACGAGCCGCGCGGCGCGAUCAAGGCCCAAUGUCUAGCAGACUUCGCCAACGACCUACAAAGUUAUACAGCCACCCAGAGCACAUGGUGGACCAUGCACGUAGACGGCUCAUCCAACCCGAAAGGGGCAGGUGCAGGCGUCGUGUUGGAGGGACCAGGCAAUGUCCUCAUUGAACAAUCCUUACAGUUCAAAUUCAAAACGUCCAACAACCAAGCAGAGUACGAGGCGAUCAUCGCUGGCCUUCACCUAUCCAAAGAAGUUGGAGCAAAACGACUCAUAUGCAAAAUCGACUCCCGUCUAACCGUCGGUCACCUAACAGGAGAAUACCAAGUAAAGGACCCCCUGAUGGCACAAUACUACCACAUAGUCACCGAUAUGAUCAGCUACUUCGAGGACUUCAAGAUAGAACGUGUACCAAGAGCAGAGAACGCCAGGGCGGACCUCCUAUCCAAACUUGCCAGCACAAAGAAAAAAGGCAAAUACAAGUCACUCUUGCAACAAACCUUGGAAGCGCCGUCCACCGAAUGUGAGCCACAAUGCAUGCAAGUCACAACACGCGAUAGUUGGAUGGACCCAUUCAUUCAAUAUUUACAGAACGGGGCUAUACCUGAAGGAGAGGAAAAGGGCUGGACAAGGAAAGCAGCACGUUACACGCUGAUUGGAGGGGAACUCUUCCGAAGAGGCUUCAGUACCCCACUUUUGAAGUGUAUCACCGCCGAAAAGGCCGGUUACGUCAUGCGGGAAAUACAUGAAGGACCGUGCGGAUACCACUCUGGCCCAAAAACUAUGGCAGCUCGGAUACUACGUGCGGGAUACUUCUGGCCAACAAUGACUGAAGAUUGCACCGCGUACACACAGAAAUGCAUCCCAUGUCAAAAGCACGGCCCGGUUUCACACCUCCACCAUGAAGAGCUGCACCAUAUCUGUUCCCCAUGGCCGUUCUCCAAAUGGGGAAUGGACAUAAUCGGGCCGUUCACACCCGGGAAAGGAUACGGCAUUCCCCACACGAUAAUAACAGACAACGGUCGGCAGUUCAUUGACAGAGGAUUAGCAGAAUUCUACAGUGACCUUAAAAUCAAGCACAUAACCAGCUCCGUUGAACACCCACAGACAAACGGCCAAGCUGAAGCAGCUAAUAAAGUCAUUUUGGGCCAAUUAAAAAAGCGCCUCGAUAACGCUAAGGGAAGAUGGUCGGAAGAACUACUCGGGAUACUAUGGGCGUAUCGCUGCACACCGCAAUCGUCAACCCGCGAAACACCCUACAGCCUAGUCUAUGGCACGGACGCUUUGAUACCCGUUGAGAUAGGCGAGCCAUCAAUAAGGCAAGAGCACCACAACCCGGAGGUCAAUGAAGCACACAUGCACGCCCAUCUAGACUUGCUCCAAGAAAAAAGAGAGAAGGCCAGCAUCCGGGACAUGGCCACCAAGCUCAGAGCGGCAAGGAAAUAUAACUCCAAGCUAACACCGAGAUCCUUCCACAAAGGCGACCUGGUAUGGAGAAUGGCAAGCAAGGCACGCAAACAUGAAGGCAAGCUCUCCGCUAAUUGGGAAGGACCAUACCGAAUCCUCCAGGAAGUGGGCAAAGGCGCCUAUCCACUCGAGCGCCUAUCUGGUGAACCCAUACCCAACACAUGGAACAUCUCCCAUCUGAAAUUUUACUUCAGUUAA